Molecule: messenger RNA, 1245 nt
Organism: Symbiodinium sp. CCMP2592
Lineage: Eukaryota; Dinophyceae; Suessiales; Symbiodiniaceae
Source: the annotation of a GenBank genome assembly
AUGCCUCGCUAUUGCCAUGGCUUCGAGGAUCCAUCAGGAGACGGAGCCCGACCAUGCAUUUUCUCGCAAGAUGGUAGAGGUGGACCUGCGCAAACCAGCAACAAGAGCUGCGUACUGUGCAGUCUGGAAAGCCUAGAACUCGCUCUUGGUUCUCGUGUGGCCAGAGGCAAUUUGAUCAGACAGCUGAAGCACUGGCGGCAAGUCGGGUCGCCGACAUAUGAAGCGGCAUUUGGGUUGGGAUCAUUGUGUGUGCUAUCUGCCAGCGAGCAAUGUGGCUUGCGGGCAAAGGCCGGAGAGCGUCCCAACUUCAAGCCAUCCAGCAGUUGGUUGCAUAAGAAGCAACGGCGCCUGAGGCAGUUCUUGCUCGGCCGAGCAAUCCCGCGGACGAGCCUGAGCACCCGCAGCCGAAAAUAUGUGCAGUCUGCAUCAAGCCAGCGCAGUGGUGGCCAAAGCUGGAUUCUUCACUAUUACUAUGUGCACAAUCGCAAGAUGGCACAUCGUCUUGCCACUGCGUUAAAGAAAGUCGCAGGUGGUACAGUUUGGAAGGGGAAGAAGGCGUCGCUGAGAGGAUACCGCCAAAGAUGGUGGCGAGCUCGGAGGGAACUGAGACGAAGAUAUUCUGAGCUGAUGGCUAUGGCUGAAGGGCCUCUUUUGAGCUGCAGAGCCGCGAAGUGGGCAAUCGAAGAGGAUAUACUGCAAGCUGGCUUUCGAGUGCCUCUAUCUGACAGGAUGUCAUGCCAGAAUCAUCCGCAAUGGAGAUUCUUGGCUGAAACCGGUCACAUCCUUUACUUCCAGAGUCCGCAUGAAAGUCUGGAUUUCGCACAGAAACAGUUGGCGAGUGCGACGUGCUCCAUCAACAACGCACUGGGCAGACCCACGUGCGACAUUACUUUGCAGACGGCCCAACGCCUAUUGAAGGCACGCGGUUCUGAACAUGAUUGGCGCAUGUGUGUGAAGCGGGAUGGCAAGAUACUGUCUCCUUUCGCCGUUGGCUGUGCCCUGGAACAGAUUGGUUUCAAAUUGCAGUAUUGUUCUGACCCAAGCAUUUGGCCAGCUGGAGCACAGAGCCUGCUGCAAAUCCGUGGCGACCAGAAUUCUGGUAAUGAGCAUUGGGCUGCUCUGACAUCCUGUGAUGGCCGAAUAUAUGUGUUAGAUUGCUUCCAAGGCAAGCCUGAGCUGGUCAUGAAUUGGCACCCAGACUUGCAACCUUGCGAAACCUACGCGGUGCUCCGGCUUGGAGCCUGA